AUGUUACUGCUUAGCACCAUUCUUCUGCGUCGUCAGCGUACCAAUCGCCCACAAAGCCGAUUACACGCCAGGAGACAGCUCGUUCUACGGCUCGUGGCCAGGCGGAGAUCGCAUGUGAUCUGGGAACAUCCACGCUCACGCCACUGGUGGGACACGAUUGUUCCGGAUUUCAAUGCUCAGCAGUUUAUGCAAAACUUCCGGGUGUCCCGAGACUCCUUCAUGUACAUCUGCGAUCGGACAAAGACCAUCCUGGCAAGACAGAACACAAACUACCGCUUGAGUGUACCAGUGGAAAAGCGGGUCGCAAUUGCCAUCUGGAAACUGGCGACGGGCAGCGAAUACAGAACCAUCAGCCAUCUGUUCAGUGUCGGCCUGAGCACCGUGUUCAACUGUGUCCAGGAGUUUUGUAAAGCAGUCAACACAGUGCUGCUGCCAGAACAUAUCAAGAUUCCUGAUGGUCCAAAGUUGAUUGAAUUGGCCAAAUUUUUUUCCAAUCGAUGGAGAGUCCCACAGUGUGUAGGUGCUAUAGAUGGCAGCCACAUUCCCAUAAUUGCACCAGAGGAAUACCCCAAGGACUACUUCAACCACAAAGGCUGGCAUUCAGUUGUUCUUCAGGCUGUUGUAGAUGGAAGAGGCCUCUUCAGGGAUGUUUGUGUCGGCUUUCCAGGAAGUGUGCACGACGCAAGGGUUUUUCGUCAGUCACAUUUGUGGGAUGUUUUGAGUGGUGGACAGUUGCUGGGGCAGAACAAAGUGAACAUCUCCGGCUGUGAUGUUGGACAUUAUCUCCUCGGUGACCCCGCCUACCCCAUGCAGAGGUGGCUCAUGAAGCCGUUUUCGGACACUGGGAGACUGACCCCUGACCAACAGAACUUCAAUUACAGGGUGAGCAGUGCACGCUCAGUAGUGGAGAUGGCUUUUGGGAGACUGAAAGGACGAUGGAGAUCUGGAGGUCUCCUCAAAAGAAAUGACUGCAAGCUGGAACUGUGCAAGACCAUGGCCCUGACCUGCUGUGUUCUCCACAAUAUGUGUGAGGAGCAUGGUGACAAUUUCAUGGAGGAGCUCCCAGGCAGACACAUCAAUGUUCAGCCUGCUGUCCAAGCCUUACCUGACAAUGGCUUCGUGCAUAAGCCCUCCAGCACCGACACCAUUCGCCCCAUGAGCCCAACCACGGCGCUUGCGUUUUCGUCCAUGCGUUGCAUGGUCUGGAGCAAAGGUGCCCAACGGAUUUCCCUGCUAAAACACCGCUACGCUCUCGGAAAGUGCGGGAGUUGA
This is a messenger RNA of Scomber scombrus (Atlantic mackerel), 1272 nucleotides long. RefSeq lists its product as uncharacterized. The transcript has 3 exons. NCBI's taxonomy places the organism in Eukaryota, Metazoa, Chordata, Actinopteri, Scombriformes, Scombridae. The coding region runs from base 1 to 1272 and encodes 423 amino acids. The record is from RefSeq and is a predicted model, not a curated record.